Amorphotheca resinae ATCC 22711 is the source of this 1378-nucleotide messenger RNA. RefSeq lists its product as hypothetical. The coding region runs from base 149 to 1378 and encodes 409 amino acids. The record is from RefSeq and is a predicted model, not a curated record. Lineage: Eukaryota; Fungi; Ascomycota; Leotiomycetes; Helotiales; Amorphothecaceae. The transcript has 2 exons.
UCCUCCUAUCAUCGUCCUCCUAUCAUCGUCCUCCUAUCAUCGUCCUCCUAUCAUCGUCCUCCCAUCAUCGACACUCCCCAUUGUGCCAUUGUGCUAUCGCGACCGGCUUCCUUCAUCGACACACCCGAUUCGCGCUCCCGCCGUUAAGAUGGCCGCAGCUCCCCUGCUACAGCCGCGCCCACCCCGGCCGUCGCUGGAGCUGGCUCUCCGGGAAGACAUAUGCUUUCACCAUCCCGGGUACGACUCCUCCAACAUCCUCUUCACACUCCCACGCGUUGACGGCGUAUCCGGCGCCGGUCCUGCCCCUACAUAUGGUGUGCAUCAUAGGACGGCUCUCGUGGCUUGUCAGAUAGUCGCCGGUAACGCCUUCACUAAUACCUAUCUCGCCCUUGACAGGGCAGGGCGACAGCGGGUCGAGGUGCCGAUGGACGGCGUCUUGACGGAUAGUCAUUACUAUUUUAUCGUUGAUGGUUCCAAUUCAUAUCCUAUUGUGCCUAGUUUUCAAGACUGGGAGUUCCCACACGAUUACAUCCCUGAUUUCUGGCCUUCACCCGCUCCUCCCUCUGGCGCCUUUGACCCCGUUACCUGUGGUAUUACAAGUGUUACUUUUGCCAUUGACGAGGCCCACCUUGUACCACAGAGCGAAAGCGUCUGGUAUGGGGUCAACAAUAUGCAGAGAUAUGGGACGGGUUUUCCUAAUAUUGACAAUCAAGCGAAUAUCCUCCCUCUGAGAAAGGAUAUCCACCACUGUUUUGAUCGUCGAUGGUUCGUUAUUGUCCCCAAAAUUUAUAGGACCGAGACCGAGACUAGGACCGCGCCCUCCUCCCAGUACGUUACGCACAUUAUCUCGCGAGAGGCUAAGGAAUUAUGGCCAGUAUACCAUAACGUCAUUGUCGAGACCCAGCCUGACCAUUCUCGCGCUUAUCUUUUUGCCCAUUUCGCUUGGGCUAUCCUUUCCGGCGUCAAGUUCUUCGUCAUCCAGGGUGAUCCACGUCUUGUUAUUCGACUCCACAAAGACGAGAACGGCAAAAUUGAGUAUAAGGCAGAGAAUUGUACUGGGAAGGUGCUUCAAUCUCAGUACGGCGGUGGUGGAUCGCUAGUAGCAAGCCCAAGCAAGAGGAAAUCCGGCCAACGCAGUGUAGCAGACAACGAGGGGUAUUCUUCAGAAUUAUCCGAGGAUAGUGAUGAUGGUGCGGGAGACCCGGAUAGGGUCUGGGAUAUGGGGGAUAGGUGGGGAGGGGCUGAAAGACGGAGAGAACAGAGGUCGACGGAUGAAACCGCCCCUGAUCUAGAACCGGACGUCCAGAUGAAGCUUGAGGAAGCUUUACACAGAGUUAUGUCGGAGCAGCAGACGGCAGCAUCUAGAGAGGGCUCUUAG